Molecule: messenger RNA, 4985 nt
Organism: Sinocyclocheilus rhinocerous
Lineage: Eukaryota; Metazoa; Chordata; Actinopteri; Cypriniformes; Cyprinidae
Gene: arid5b
Product: AT-rich interaction domain 5B
Exons: 10
Coding region: 58-3552 (1164 amino acids)
Biological process (GO): regulation of transcription by RNA polymerase II
Cellular component (GO): nucleus
Molecular function (GO): transcription cis-regulatory region binding
Source: RefSeq, a predicted model, not a curated record
AUUCAAGCCAACAAGUUUGGAGAGAAUGUUUGAGUUUAAUCAAUUCAGAGCGACGAGAUGGAGCCCAACUCACUCCUGUGGGUAGGCUCACCUUGUGGUUUGCACGGACCUUACAUUUUCUACAAGGCGUUUAGAUUUCACCUUGAAGGCAAAGCGAGAAUUUUGUCCCUGGGUGAUUUUUUCUUGGUCAGAUGUAAAGCAGGGGACCCCAUCUGCAUAGCAGAGCUACAGCUCUUAUGGGAGGAAAGGACAACCAAGCAACUUCUAUCCAGCUCCAAACUUUAUUUUCUCCCAGAAGAUACCCCCCAGGGCAGAAAUGUCACUCACGGAGAGGAUGAAGUGAUCGCCGUCUCUGAGAAAGUCAUAGUGAAGUUGGAGGAUCUGGUGAAAUGGAUGGUGGCGGACGUGUCGAGUUGGAACAAGGGUCUGCCGGCCGUACCCCUGAAACCCACCGUGCUGAAGGAGCUCGGCAAGAACGGCCAGAGAGAAGCGCUCCACAAAUACAGAGAGUCCACGCUCAACAGCGGCCUCAACUUCAAGGACGUCCUCAAAGAGAAGGCUGAGCUCGGUGAGGAUGUGGAGGAGAAGAAAGUUCUGGUACUGAGUUACCCUCAAUACUGUCGGUACCGCUCCAUCAUCGCGCGGCUUCGUGAGCGGCCCACCUCCUUCCUGACGGACCAUGUGGUACUGGCCCUGGGGGGAAUCGCCUCCCUCACCAACAACACCCAGAUCCUGUACUGCAGGGACACUUUUGAGCACCCCACGCUGGUGGAGAACGAGAGCGUGUGUGAUGAAUUCGCACCCAACCUGAAGGGCCGGCCCCGGAAGAAGAAGCUCUCCAUCUCCCAGCGGCGAGACUCGCAGGGGCAGGGCGGUACUGCCAGAGAGACCAACGGUAUGGAGGGCAAGUCUCUAGUCAAGAUUAAGGGCGACUCAAAAUCAGGAGUGUCCAAGCCCCGGAACACCAGCAGCGGAAGCAGUUGUAAAAAAGUUUCGCCCGAGGAUAACCCGAAGGUGGAGAUGGGUGAGGAGUGCCGCACAGACGAGCAGGCCUUCCUGGUGGCACUGUAUAAGUACAUGAAAGACAGGAAAACUCCCAUUGAGAGGAUACCGUACCUGGGCUUCAAACAGAUAAACCUUUGGACUAUGUUUCAAGCGGCUCAGAAACUGGGAGGAUACGAGGUGAUCACAGCACGCAGACAGUGGAAAAGUGUAUAUGAUGAACUGGGCGGCAACCCGGGAAGCACCAGCGCCGCCACGUGCACACGAAGACACUACGAGAGGCUCAUCCUACCCUAUGAGAGAUUUACUAAAGGAGAGGAAGACAAACCCCUUCCACCCGUCAAAGCCCGCAAACAAGAGGGAAGUGCUCAGGAGAGCAUUGUAAAAACAAAGAUGACAGCCAUGAAGCGGCCAAAGGACGAACAAAAACCUGGGAGCGAAAAGGACGCCUCAGUUAAAGUCCCAGAGCUGGGGAUGGAGGACACAGAACAGCUCCAGGAGAAGCUGUUGGAGAAGCAGGAUAGCCAGCAGUACCAGGCUCUAACCCAGAUGGACAGAGAAGCAAAGAGUCCUCUUUCUGAAGAUGAAGGUGUACAACUAGUCAUCAAGGAUGAAGAUCAACCUGUGCUCCAUAAUACAUAUGAGCAUGCAAAUGGGAAUGUGUUACCCUCACUUCCACAAGAUUGUGCACCACUCAAAUCAGAGGAUUGUGACGUGUUUCCUGUUGCUACCAUGCCGCUGCACCAAGGUCAUCCUCUCCCCAACUCUCACACACCGGAGCAAUGGCAGCAUGGGAUGCUGGAAUACAAGGUGCCUCCGGGUGCCCUUGCAAAUGUUGAACAGUCUAGGCCAAAAGAGGGCCAAAACCAGGUGGGAAUGGUGCUGCCCACUCUAAAGCAGAAACCCCUCACAUCUCCAGAAAUCCAACCCGAAAGGGCUGACCCCCCUAAAAAAGAAGAAGCAUGCUUCAGUUUUAAUCUCCUCCUCUACCCUAGGGGUAAUCCUGGCAUCAUGUCCCCAUUAGCUAAGAAGAAGAUGCUGUCCCAAGUCAGUGGAACAGGACUGUGUAAUAAUUACCCAUACGGACCGCCACCUCCAUUAGUCAGUAGGUUGACCGGCAGUGGUACAGAAGGGUCAUCUUCUGGACAGCAGAGCUCCCAGGCUCCUUCCGCUGCAGAGACCAACAUGGUGAUCAAACGCCCAUCAGUUAUCCAGCAUGCUCAAAGUUUAAAGUCCAGAGGUAGUGAGGACAGGAGGUCCUCAACAGAGGGCUCUCAGAAAGAGGGGUGUAAUGAGGGAGAACUAAUACCCCAGCCACAGCCUACCCUGAUAAGAGAGCCAUACCUUUUAAGGGCUGACCUCCAUUCCAGCAUGGAGAAAUCUGCUGAGAUGCCUCGUCCUGGCCAGGCUCCCAGCUUCCUGAGUGACUUUUAUUCCUCACCUCACCUUCACAAUCUAAGCCGACAAACCGAGCACCACCUGAGCAAGGAGCAGAUAAGCAAGUACCUUAGCAGAGAUGUUUACCCUCGGGACUGUGAGACCGCCCAGGGCUUUCCCCUAAGCCAGCAUCCCGACAAUGUGGGUUUGAAUUACAGUGCCCGGCUAAGUCAGAAAGAAAAGGGACCUCCUGCAGAAAGGGUAACAGAGGAGCAACCAACUGAUUUGAGUCUCCCAAAAUCCUCUCCACACAAACUGCCUCUUUCCACAUCCUCUCUCUGUGGCAUCCCACAUCCCACAAUACAACAAGACAUUAAAAACUCCUCUCUCUUUCAAGCAGGCAACAGUCAGAGCUCAAGCAUAGACUACCAUCCCAGGGCCUGUCGUGUUCCUCCCAUGACCAUGUCCAAAUCUAAAAAGGUAACCGAAUCUCACUCAAAGGUUCUGGAUAAAGCACACAAUGGCAGGGGAGAAGAGACCUUGGGUUACAAGAUCGAUGAGAUGGCUCGGCCCAUUCUGAGCUCCAAAAGCAGCCCGCAGAACAUCUGCACUGCACGGCCACUAAAAAGGACCCUUCGGGAUUUGGAAAACGCACCGUCGGAGAAGAAAAUCCGGGCUGUGACACCCUUGCACUGCUCGACACAAAGAGAUGGUCCAGGGAAACCUAGGACACCGGAAGCUGACAGUGAGUCCAUAAAGCCGGCAGAACCUACUCACACGGCAUACAUCAGCAGUUACUCAUCGGAAGGCCACAAGAUUCCCUUGCACUCCCACCUGUUCCAAGGGCUGUAUCCAGGGACAUUUGUAUCUCAGGUCCAGGACAUGUGUGAUAGCUUGGGCUCCCACGUUACCCCAAGUUACUCUCAUCCACUGCAGUACUUGAAGAACCAUGCUGUUCUGUCACCACUCAUGCCCCCCUUCGCUAUUCAUUCCUUAAUGAUGCAAAGACAGUUCCUGGCCACCAAUCCCACCCACAUUUACAGGCACCAAGUGGGCACCUCAUACGGGGACAUACUGCACCCUGGCCUCUACCCCAUGUCGGCCCUUCACCCCCAGCCAGCUUUCAGUCCCCCUCAACUCUCUUCAGUGCACCCCAGCACUAAACUUUCCUAGGUGGCGCAGUCUGAUAUUCCCUGGCUGGACGCGCCCAGCCCAUGCUUAACUCAGACUUGAUGCUCCCCAGAAAAUCCCAUCAAGCAUGGUCACACUAUGUACCCAGUGAAUAGCAGUGUUUUAUAAACGCUUUAACACGGGAGCAGUUAUUUCUGUUAUUUACCUUCUUGCCACUCAAGUUUAUGGUUUGCACAUUUCUUUGAACAGGGGCCAACUGGGCUGAUCGUGGCUUGUACUCACCACACUGUUUGAAAGUGUCAGUUGGCUUGUUCGAAAACAUGUUGCCUUGGCACAGGUGCCCAAGUGGAGAUGGGCAUGAUGUCCACGGAGGCACCCAAAAGAAAGUCAAGUGACAAAUCAGUGCAAUGCGACAGUGCUACUUCGGUCCAUUCUGAGAGCUCUUUUGUCUGAAAUACUAUGAUACGAUAAUGCAAGAGCUGCCUGGGUAAAUGUUGGACCUUUUCACAUUACUCUUGACUGUAUGUUUUUGUUGCUGUUGUUAUUUUUUUUUUAAUGUAACAGUGUGGUAGUUUUAUAUGUUUAUUUUUCAAUCCUACUAGGGUUAAGCAAUGAGAUAUCACAUUUGAUAAAGACGCAAAAAAGAGACCCAAGUAUUGCAGUUUGGUGUGUUACACAGUUACAUGUAAAUAAAACAAACUAAGCUUUCCUUGAAGGAAUCUUAAAUGUCAGUGAUACAAUGUGAGGUAGGCUUCACAAGCUUCUUUGACCACUGUCUGCUGGCUCCCUUUCAGCUCCUUUCACGCCCAGCAAAACUCGCUCCUGAUCACCAGAGCAAUGUGGAAUGUGUUUGUCAAAUGUAGGACUGAGGUGCUUGUACAUAACCUUCACAAACUGAAUGCAUUUUGUAUCAUGUUCACUCGCUACUGUAAUUUCUGAUUGCUCUGAACUGCGGGGCUAAAGAGCGAUUUAGGACGGUGAGAGGAUAAAAUGCAGGACUACUUAAGUGUCAGAAAGUGAGUUUUGUAUUUGCUGGUGUACACUUGUGCUUGCUUACUCAGAGGACUUUUUUUAUCAGGAGAUACAACUGAAAUUUAAAACUACAUUUGGGAAAACACAUUUUAGGAGCACUUAGAUAAGCCCACACAGGCUUUUCCAACCAUUUCUGUUUAAGGAUAGCUAACUGUUAAACUUUUAGAUAUUGUUUGAACUUUAGGUCUGUAAGUGCUGGCAGCAGUCAAAUUUGCGUCUGUAUUAAAUGAAGUGUAACACUUGCCAGAAAAGAGUUUUUAAUUAAAAAAGCAUGAUUUGUUUGCACAAAAGAUUUUGGGAAAGUACCAAGAAAAUUUGAAAAGCAACACACAGUACUCUUAGGGGUAAUCAAUUAUAUAUAUUUUUUCUUUUUGAUGUAUUAGUAGUAGAAACUAAACUUCAAGAAAUGUAUUUACUCCAACAACGUUUGGAGUAACACUCAA